AUGGCAAAGACAUACGGUGACUUUGAUGUAGGCCUACUAAGUAAAGAAAUGGAUGCAGAGCUAUAUCUACUUUAUGAUGAAGAUAUUUUAAUUUCAUUGGAUCUCUCCUCUCUGGUACCUGCAACUGAACAAGAUACUGAAAUGAUUUACGAGCUCAAGAAAUCAGAUAUGGAGGGCCUUCCUCCACCGCAGACCCCUGUCUGUGCCCCGGAGUCCAAACCUGAAGCAAAGAGAUUUAGAUCUAUGUCAGAAGUUGAGUUAAAGCAGUUUCAGGAUGCCAGACAUUCUAAAUCUACUAAAAGAAACACAAAGUGGGGAAUUCAACUGUUUCAAGAUUGGCAUGUGGAGGUUUUUGGUACCCCAUUGGAUUUUGAAAAAGUAGAAAUUGAUGAACUUGCCAACAAACUAAGAAAAUUCUUCUGCGAAGCAAAACCGAAAGAAUCAAAUAAAUCAAAAUAUAUGAUGGAUGCUCAAAGUGGUUAUUACCACAAAAACACACUGAAAAAUAUCAGAUCAGCAAUAAACCGCCAUCUGCAGGACAUAGGUCGUUCCAUAGACAUUGUGCGAGAUAAGGAGUUCAAGUCCACCAAUCAGACAUUAGACGGAAUGUUGAAAACUAUGACCAAAAUUGGCGCUUCGAGACCCACUAAACACAAAGACAUUAUAAAUUUUCAAGAUCUUCAGAAGAUAUCCUCAUAUCUGCGCGCAGCCACUUUUUCUCCACUUGUCCUUCGACAGUGUGUUUGGUAUCACCUAUCCAUCCACUUUGUAACGCGCGGCUUGGAGUUCCAUCAUCAGUUACGUCGUGAUUCCUUUCAGUUCCACUAUGACGAGAAUGGUCUCGAGUAUGUCACAUUGAGGCAGGAAACGCAGCAAAAAAAUUUCAGGGUGGCAUAG
Messenger RNA from Saccostrea cuccullata (small rock oyster), 897 nucleotides. RefSeq lists its product as uncharacterized. NCBI's taxonomy places the organism in Eukaryota, Metazoa, Mollusca, Bivalvia, Ostreida, Ostreidae. Bases 1 to 897 code for a protein of 298 amino acids. The transcript is spliced from 2 exons. The record is from RefSeq and is a predicted model, not a curated record.